CUCACACACACAUAUACACACACACACACGCACGCACACGCACACAGGCCGAGAGGAAUGCGCGGGAGGGACUACAUGGAUGGCACUUCAGCUCCUCCACAUUCCCCUCGAGAAGCAGCUCCUGUUGGAAGUUUGGGCUUUGCUGCACACACUUGGUGCUAGAAAAAAACUACAACAACAACAAAAACAUAGCAACAAGUAAACAAAAUGGGAACUUUCACUAAAAUCCUCCUGAGUGCCGCGUGCGUUGCCUUCCUGGCGGCCAGGUGGACCGCGCCCCGGUUUGAUGCAGAGUCUCUGAGGGGCGCGAGGGUGUUGGUGACUGGGGCCAGUACCGGUAUCGGUGAACAAAUGGCGUACCACUACGCCCGCUUCGGAGCCCAGGUCGUCAUCACAGCGAGGAGGGAUAAGGUGUUACAGAAGGUGGCCGAGGAAUGCCUGCGUUUGGGAGCCCAGAAAGCCCUCUACGUAGCAGCGGACAUGGCCAGCGAGUCGGACCCCGACACGGUUGUCGAUUUCGCCCUGGAACAUCUCGGAGGGUUGGACUACCUGGUCCUCAACCACAUCGGGCCGAGCCCCUUCAGCAUGUGGGAGGGGGACGUGGAGCACACCCGGUGGCUGAUGAAGGUCAACUUCUUGAGCUACGUUCAGAUGGCUUGGAGGUCUCUGGCGUCCCUGGAACAGAGCAAAGGGUCGCUGGUGAUCGUUUCGUCGCUUUUGGCGAAGAUGCCCAGUCCCUUCGUGGCCCCGUACGCCUCGACUAAACACGCCCUGAACGGUUUCUUCGGGUCCCUUUACCACGAGCUGGCCAUGAAGAAGAGCAACGUGUCCGUCUCCAUAUGCACGCUGGGGCUCAUCGAUACGGAAUCGGCUAUGGAUAAAGUCAGGGGGUACACGGACGUCCCGCCCUACCCGGCCCCGGACGCCGCCUUGAACAUCAUCGUGACGGGAGCCACCAGACAGCCGGAGCUCUUCUACCCCUGGUUCACCCGCGCCUUGAUUCUGAGCAAAGACUGGUUCCCUUCCUUCACAGACUACGUCAUCCAGAACUCCUACAACUACACGCCGUGAAUUCUGUACCUGAUGUUUUCCACUACCAGAGAUUUGCUUUGAAUGUCCAGCGCGCCCUCAGACUUUAGGGCCAAAUCGGUAAUAUUUCUGAUGGAAAACCCAAAAAAAACAUUUAUUUUGACCGUUGCUCACCUGCUGUAGCUUUUAAAAUGCUUUAUAAUACAUAAAGUAUACUUAAAUGUCCUUUAAAUACUUAAAGGAGCUUUUCUCAGAAUCAGCAUUCUUCUCGUAUUUGGAGCCAGAAAUCUCCUCUUUUGUCGCACUUACACACACAUUGAACUUUUACAGGGACUUUUUAUUCCUGCAAACAAAGGAUGGGGAGUUGUUAAAAAGACGUAUCCAAAAUCCCCCUCAGUAAGAAAACGAAACAAGAUCUUUUAACCUAAAUAUUAAAUGUAAUAUGUAUGCAAAUUAAAACAUAUUUAAAGAAAAUGCCUCAUAUGAAAGCUUAAACAUACAGUUUAAGAAAAUGUGCAAUAAAACAAGUUUCACGCACAAGUCAAUCAUUUAAUUUA
Molecule: messenger RNA, 1586 nt
Organism: Gasterosteus aculeatus aculeatus (three-spined stickleback)
Lineage: Eukaryota; Metazoa; Chordata; Actinopteri; Perciformes; Gasterosteidae
Gene: hsd11b1la
Product: hydroxysteroid (11-beta) dehydrogenase 1-like a
Cellular component (GO): intracellular membrane-bounded organelle
Molecular function (GO): oxidoreductase activity
Source: RefSeq, a predicted model, not a curated record